CAAUUACUAUUCAAAGUCGUGUGCCAGGAUCCAUUUACUCGGAUUUAGAAGGAAAUGGCAAAAUUGGUCCCAUCUACAAAAACUUUAAUGACGUCUUAAGUCGUUGGGUGGCAUACGACAAUUGGACUUUUGAGCGUCACUUUGAUGUUAAUGCCAACGUUUUAACAAAACAACACAUCUUCCUGACUGCCCAUGGAUUGGAUACUAUUGCAACGGUAACUCUGAAUGAUCAGAAGAUCAUCAGUGCCGCCAAUAUGUUUGUUCGCUACACGACGCCAGUGAAGAGCAUUUUGAAGGCAAAGCACAACACCCUGAAGGUACACUUCGUGUCUGCGCCACUGUACGCAAAGAGGCGUUUCGAGGAGGUGCAGAAGGAGAAGUACCUCAUUCCGCCCACUUGUGUUCCGGGCGUGGAGAAGGGCGAGUGUCACGUGAAUAUGCUGAGAAAGAUGCAGGCCUCCUUUGCCUGGGACUGGGGCCCGGCCAUUCCCACCGCCGGCAUCUGGCAGCCGCUGCUCAUUGAGGCGUACGACAGUCUGCUGCUGAGAGACGUCACCGUUGAGACGGUGCCAGAGGCACUGGCAGGAGCUGAUAACAACUCCUGGGAGCUCAAGUACACGCUCUUUGCAGAGAUCAUACCGGGAACUGUCUCCAAGGGAACACUGGAGGUACUCCUCGACGGACACCUUCUGAGCAAUAGCAGCUACCAAUUUGAGUCACUGAAGGGUGAGGCGAAAAAGGCCUUCUCCGCCAAAAUACCGUCCAGCUUUAACAUCCAGCGCUGGUGGCCGAACGGUCUUGGCCAGCAGAAGCUGUACAACCUGACCAUUCGAAUCACCCCUGAACACCAGGAGGCGCAGAGUAAAACGCUGAACAUUGGCUUCCGGACUGUUGAGCUAGUCCAAGAGCGCCUGCACUCAAAGACUGAGGCGUACUCCUUUUACUUUAAGGUAAACGGCGUGCCCUUUUUUGCCAAGGGCUCCAACUGGAUACCUGCUCAUGCGCUAAGCGAGGCCAUCACCGAGGGCUACUUGCGAACACUGUUGCACUCCGCCAAGCUNCUCAUGCGCUAA
This is a messenger RNA of Rhagoletis zephyria (snowberry fruit fly), 1073 nucleotides long. Lineage: Eukaryota; Metazoa; Arthropoda; Insecta; Diptera; Tephritidae. The record is from RefSeq and is a predicted model, not a curated record.